AUGAAGUCUAUACCUGAUGAGACCCCUAUCUCAGCUAUCUCCAUCCCUGGAUCACACAAGAGCUUAUCAUUACAUAUAUGUCAAGUUUGGCCCUUGGAUCAGCAGCUUAAAGUGGGACUGCGAUACUUGGAUGUUCAUGCUGGGUUUAAGUUCCUCACCGAUAAAGAUGUUAUUAUCCGUGACGGUAACUGGAAGCUUUCGCAAAGAAUUACAAUUGAUGAUGUCCUCAAAAAAAUUGUCAAAUUCCUAAACGACAAUAAAAGUGAGACUGUACUUUUAAAACUCACUAUAGGUGGGGUUUACAUGUCUACAGCUGAACAAUAUAUAAAGGAAUUAAUUCGGGAGUACCAAAGUAAAAUGUGGACUGAGUUGUCUGUACCAAAUAUGAAACAGGCGAGGGGCAAGAUCGUUUUUCUCCAGAGUGACACCUUCCGUAAAGGACCAAAAACUCGUAAAUCUUCUUUUUUUGAAGGUGACAAGCUGAACAAUAUUGAAGCCAAAAUAAUGAAGUCACACUUCUGUAAUGAUCACAUUGUGCUGACUGACACUGCGGAAUCAAAAAAUCCUAAAUCUUUGGCUCGAACACUUAACAAGAAGUUUAAUAACUUUGUGGAACAACAUAAGAAAAACCCAAAGAACAAGGGCUGCUUAGGUGUGCUGAGCUUUAACUUCCCGAGUGCUGAAAUGAUUAAGAACAUCAUUCAGCUGAAUCCGUGCAGCUGUGGUCCUGGAUCAGGAUCACCAACGUCUGAAGCGGGGCCGACAACGUCUAAACCAGAAACACCAACGUGGAACAUGAACGGGCUGCACUGA
Messenger RNA from Scomber japonicus (chub mackerel), 813 nucleotides. Its product is annotated as 1-phosphatidylinositol phosphodiesterase-like. Bases 1 to 813 code for a protein of 270 amino acids. The record is from RefSeq and is a predicted model, not a curated record. The transcript is spliced from 2 exons. Gene Ontology annotation, biological process: lipid metabolic process. NCBI's taxonomy places the organism in Eukaryota, Metazoa, Chordata, Actinopteri, Scombriformes, Scombridae. Gene Ontology annotation, molecular function: phosphoric diester hydrolase activity.